Anopheles merus is the source of this 6150-nucleotide messenger RNA. It is a transcript of the gene Ubr1, whose product is annotated as E3 ubiquitin-protein ligase UBR1. The coding region runs from base 128 to 6112 and encodes 1994 amino acids. The record is from RefSeq and is a predicted model, not a curated record. Gene Ontology annotation, molecular function: zinc ion binding; ubiquitin protein ligase activity. Gene Ontology annotation, biological process: ubiquitin-dependent protein catabolic process via the N-end rule pathway; protein ubiquitination. The transcript has 9 exons. Gene Ontology annotation, cellular component: ubiquitin ligase complex; cytoplasm. NCBI's taxonomy places the organism in Eukaryota, Metazoa, Arthropoda, Insecta, Diptera, Culicidae.
UUCCCAAACGUCGUAGUGUGAGGAGCCAGACACUUUGCUUGUGAAAAUUCAUCGAAAUUGUGUUGUUUCCAAUAGUGUCGUGUGAGUUUCUUGAAAAGAGGACCGUUUGUUAGCGCCACAAAAUAGAAUGAACGUUAUUAACGAGUGGGAGGAGAUGUAUCAAACCGGGGGACUGACGCCGGAAGUGAUAGUGCAGCAUUUGCGAAACAUCGCUGGUACCUUCAUACUUCCGGUGGGAGCGGACCAGCCGCAACUGCCCGAUCAGCAGCAGCAGGAGCAGCAGCAGCAGCAGCAGCAACAGAACGUGCCCGAUCCGGACGCGCAGGGCGGCAACAAUGGCUUUCUGUCCGGCAACUACGUAUACAGCGAUACGAUGGCACGGGCGGCCACCAUCGCCGUGAUGGAGCUGUUCAUCUGCGGCCCGAACCCGGACAACUAUCUGGAACAGAUCCGACAGGCCGACACCGUGUCGUCGGUGUGCGGGCGCGUCUUCAAGAUUGGCGAGCCGACGUACAGCUGCCGGGAAUGCAGUAUGGAUCCGACGUGCGUGCUGUGCUCGACGUGCUUCAAAAAGUCAGAACAUCGCAACCACAAAUACAAAAUGGCUACUUCCGGUGGAGGCGGAUGCUGCGACUGCGGCGACGAGGAGGCUUGGAAGAAGUACCCAUUCUGCGAGGAACAUGCUGUUUGCAUUACCGAUCAGACGCAGGCGAGCCAGCAGCAGCAGGCACCGCUGCCAGAGGAACGAAAGAUGCGCUGCGAGAUCGUGUUCCGUGCCAUACUGAACUACAGCAUGCAGAUGCUGCAGAUGCACGGCACCGGGAACUGUCCCGAGCUGGAGGAUGACGAAAACACGCACUGCACGAUUCUGUACAACGACGAAACGCACACAUUCGAGCAGGUUAUCCAGACGCUAACUUCGAUCGUUAAAUGCGAACACAAAACCGCAAUCGAGUACGUGACCAGUAUUGACCGGGAGGGGCGUGCCGUCGUCAAGUGUGCCUCGUUCGAGGUGUGCAAGAAGCUAAAGGAGGACAUCGAGAACAAGGCGAUGCGCUCCACCCUGACUACCCGUGCGAUGCCGCUGAAGGUGACGGUGAUGCAUCGGAACGAGGUCGCCUGCCAGCAUCUGGCAAUGCAGCUGCUCGUAUGGCUCCAGGAGUUCUUGACCAAAAAUUCCACCUUCCGGAGCGUGUUCGCCGAGACGAUCAGCAAGCCGCAGGUGACGUACAAUCUGAAGUUCAUCCUCAGCAACGAUCACAACCUGUGGAAGUCGGCCCGCGCCUGCUGGCACCGUCUGCUCAUCUCGGGCAUGCUGAUGGAGUACGAGAACAAGAAGCUGCUGGCGACGACCUUCACCAAGCUGUACACGUCGCUGAUGCAGGACUUCAUCCGGGACGACCACUACCACUCGUUCUCGAUCGUGUCGCUGAGCGUGCAGCUGUUCACCGUGCCCACGAUCGCGCACUACCUGAUCGAGAACGAGUCCGCCUUCUUCAAGCUGAUGCACACCUACUUCUCCGAGACGAUCGACAAGUACGUGAAGAACCGGCAGCUGGUGUUCAUCAAGAACACGUCGACGAUGAACUCGUUCAAGCGGGCCGCCUACAUCCUGAUCGACCUGAAGUAUCUGCUCAGCUUCAAGCCGGAAAAGUGGACGCCGGAGCUGCGGGUCGGCUUCCUGCACGGCAUGCAGCAGCUGAUCCGGCUGCUGAAGUACAUGCAGGGCAUGGACGCGGCGACGCGCCAGGUCGGCCAGCACCUCGAGUACGAGCAGGAGUGGGAGACCGCGUUCACGCUGCACCUGAAGCUGUCCCACCUGAUCACGCUCGUGCUGGAGUGGUGCGCGACCGACCGCAUGGUGCUGCUGAAGGUGCUGCGCAUGGUCAUCACGGCGCUGACCGAAACCAAGUUCAUCGCGCUCGAGUCGGAAACGGUGGUGUGCGAGGCGGCCAACCACAGCGCCUCCUGCCUGACGUACGACGUGCUGACGCGCCCGGUCUCGGUGCACCUGCCGCUGACCCGCUUCCUCGCCGGGCUGUACACCGUGUUCGAGCGGCACGACUUCACCUUCGACAAGGUGUCGCAGAACCUGCCGGACCGGCCGACGCCGGAGCAGAUCAUCGAGCCGGUACUGUGCGCCCGCACGAUGAUGUCGCAGGUGCAGGCGGGCAUGUGGCGCCGGAACGGGUACGCCCUGAUCAACCAGCUGUUCUUCUACCGCAACGUCAAGUGCCGGUACGAGAUGCUGGACCGGGACAUCGUCAUCCUGCAGAUGGGCGCGUCCCUGAUCGAGGCGAACGAGUUCAUCAUACACGUGCUGAACAAGUACAAGCUGCUCGGGUGGCUGGAGCAGGACGUGCCGGAGCGGCAGCGGGCCGUCGAUGCCGGCUCCGGCAGCGACGAGGACCACAUGCGGCAGGCCGGCAUACUGGUGGAGGAGUUUCUCGAGCUGCUGAUCGUGAUCAUCGGCGAGCGGUACGUGCCGGGCGUCGGCGACGUCACCGAGAGCGACCGCAUCAAGAAGGAGAUCGUGCAGCAGCUCUGCAUCAAGCCGCACUCGCACUCCGAGCUGAGCCGGGCGCUGAACGAGGACAGCUGCAGCGAGAUCAUGUUCGAGUCGGUGAUCGACGACGUGGCCGUGUUCGAGAAGCCGAACAGUGCGGAAAAGCGGGGCGUCUACAUCCUCAAGCCGGAGUACAACAGCUGGUACAAUCUGUACUUCUACCACUACAGCAAGGAGGACAAGUCCCGGUCGGAGGAGCGCCAGCGCCUGCAGAAGAAGGAGAAGAACGAGCUGGUCUGCUGUCCUCCGCCCACCCUACCAAAGCUUACACAAAUUUUCAGCACAAUACCCACUUUGCUGCAGUGUGAUGUUAUGCUGAAGGUGAUGCAUGUCGUGAUGACCCGAGCGCUCGAUUUGCGAUCAGUAUCAUUCACCGAAGGACAGUUGCAACGUGUCCUCCAUCUGAUCGGAUAUGCUCUACAGGAAGAGGAAUCGGGCCACUACCCGUACAUGACUUUCUACGACCGAAGCCAAACGAUCGGGCUGCUGCCGAUGCUGGAGGAGCUUUGCAACCAUCCAAGGGUGGAAUCGCUGCGGGAUCUGCUGCGCUGGGUAAUUCAGCGCUACAAAGCGAUGGAGGCGAAGCGCAUCAGCUCGAUCCAGAGCGAGAUCGAUCGGGGCGAGUCGAGUGGCAGCGGGCUGGCGAUGGCCGACCUGGACCGCCUCGAAAAAGAGCAGCGGGCGAAGCUGGCGGCGUUGCGCCGGGCCCAGCUGAUGGCGCAGAUGAAGCAGGCGCAGCAAACGUUCAUGAACACCAACCCGGACAUGUUCAGCACCGAGAGCGACGAUUCGUCCGAGCUGGGCCAGACGGAGCCGGAGCAGAGCGGCGCCGACAUGGACUGGCAGACGACGAGCGUGCAGCUGGUCGCGCUCGGCCCGAACCGUACGCCGGUCAAGCCGGCCGACACGGCCGCCCUGCGCCACUCGUGCAUCCUCUGCUCGGAAAAGUCCGUCCUCGGCACGUACGACUCGGUCAACAUGGUGUACGCCGCGUUCGUGCAGCGGUCGAGCGUGCUGUCCCGCUACCAGCAGACGGACGAGCGGGGCCAGCUGCAGCUGAUCGAGACGAAGACGCACCCGUCGCCGCACCUGACCACCUGCGGGCACGUGAUGCACACGACCUGCUUCGACAAGUACUACAACAACGAGGUGAUCAAGGAGAACCGGCGCCCGUACCGGAACCGGGCCCCGAUCCUGUUCGACAUCGAGAAGAACGAGUUCCUGUGCCCGCUGUGCCGCUUCCUGAGCAACUGUCUGCUGCCGCUGGUGCCGCCGCACGAAACGAUCACGAGCAGCGCGAAGGCGCGCACGAACGCGUCGGUGCGGGCGGCCGGCGGCCCCGACUCGCUGCCCGAUCCGCCGAUAACGCAGCCGAACGAGUUCACCUUCCCGCUGUGGUACGCGUUCAUGCAGGACAUGGUGGCAAACACGGCGCACCGCGUGGAGCAUCCCAUGCCGCCGCGUGGCUCGUCCGGCGGCGGCACGCCCAAGGAGCGUGCGAUCCGCGCCACGCAGCAGGAUGUGCUGAUCAAGCGCUUCCGGGAGGCGGAACAGCAGCCGAUGAGCCUUGAGGAAGAGAUGCCCACCGCAAGCGGUGGUGCUGGUGGUGGUGGUGCUGCUGCUGCCGGUAGUGCUGGUGCCGACGGUGGCCAACAGCAGCCGGAGCCGUCACAGCACCGCCAGCUCCGCGACGGAAGUCGUGUGAUGAUGAUGGGCGGGGUGGAGCUGCCAGUGUACGAAAACGAGGACGACGUGCUGCUGGACCAGUACCACUCGAACCAGGCGUCGCUGACCUCGACCGACGAGGAGAUGGACUCGGACGAGGACGUCCGCUGGGUGAUGGACCCGCCCAUCCACCUGAACACGCUGGUGCUGCGGGACGUGGAGCCGCUGCACGGGGUGCGGCUGCGCUACUACGGCACGACGCACGAUCCGCCCGAGAUAAGCCGGCUGUUCGACCGCACGAUCAAGUACUCGCUGCUCAACUUCGCGAAGAACGUGCGCAGCUUCACCACCGUGCCGUACAAGGCGAAGCGGUUCGCCGAGUAUCUCGCCCCGUGGCUGACGCUCUCCUACACGAUCAAGUCGAUCGAGAUGCAGCUGCGGGUGAUGCAGCGCCCGCUCGGCAGCGAGCUGUCGAUCCGCUACUCCACCUGCCUGACCGGGCUGGUGCGGGCGGCGAGCGCGAUGGGCCCGCUGGUCAAGUCGAUGACCGCGCACUACUACAUGCUGCUGUUUCUGGUGGACGUGUACGAGACGCUGUUCGGGCUGAAGCCGUCGCCGUCCUUCUUCGAGUGGGACCUGUUCGGGCUGCUCAACACGUGCCUGUUCACCACGCGCAGCGUGCUGUACAGCUUCGUGCGCACCGAGCGCAUGCCGAAGGGCGACACGCUCGACCACUCGAUCGUGCAGGCCAUCUUCGUGGUGAACAUGCUGCGCACCAUCAUCACGUCGGUGACCGGCAUGGAGACGGCGCAGCAGGACACACCGAUGGCCGACGGGGCCGACGAGGGAGGCGAGUGCAGCUAUGCCAAGCAGAGGGAGGAUCCGGGCAAGGGGCCGCUCACCGAUGCCGAGCGCAAUCUGCUGACCCUGUUCCAGCGGUACAACAUUCACCAACCAAAGUCGGGAUCGGUCGACGCAGACGACGGCCACGACGACCAGCACCUGGCGGAGGAGAAAAAGAAGAAGCAGGAGGGAAGCUCGCCACAGGAACCGGUCGUGCUGCGCGGCACGCUGGCCGAGCAGCGGCGCAUCAGCCGGCAGCUGGUGCACGACAUCCAGCUGCAGAGCCACACGCUGCUGCGGUGCUGCUGCCUGCUGUUCCACGGCGUCACCGACAUCGAGCUGCCCCAGUGCACGGACGUGCCGGAGCUGGACUACCAGCCGAUGAUGAAGUAUCUCGAUCUGCCGGUCGACCCGCUCGCCUACCUGCGCACCGGCGAGCCCACGUACGAGCUGGUCGAGCGGCUCGCCCGCUGCAACGCGGACCAGAUCGAGCGGAUGCGGUACGCCCGCCAGGCCCAGCUGCUCGGCGAGCCGAAGUCGCUGUUCCAGCCGGCCCUGCCCGUCCGCCAGCUGAUCGACCUGCCGGACGACUACAGCGAUCUGAUCAACAGCGUGUCGCUGUUCACCUGCCCGAACAACAUCCGGGACGAUUCGCGCAACCCGACCAUGUGCCUGGUGUGCGGCGAGAUACUCUGCUCGCAGUCGUUCUGCUGCCAGAAGGAGCUGGACAAGAGCCCGGUCGGCUCGUGCACCUACCACACCGCCGAGUGCGGCGCCGGCAUCGGCAUCUUUCUGCGCAUCCGCGACGCGGAGAUACUGCUGCUCGGCAUCAACAAGGGCUGCUUCAUCCCCGCCCCGUACCUGGACGAGUACGGCGAGACGGACCAGGGCCUGCGCCGGGGCAACCCGCUGCGGCUGUGCAAGGAGCGCUACCACAAGCUGUACAUGAUCUGGCUGACGCACGGGCUGCACGAGGAGAUAACGCGGCGAAACGAGGCGCAGCAGACAAUAUUCGCCACCCAGUGGCAGAACCUUUAAAAGAAACUGUUUCUGGUAGGGGGGGGGGGGGGGGGGGA